UGUAAAUAAUUUGUGAGUGAUUUCUUUCUAGAGUGAUAGAGUGCUGUUUUUGGUGAUAUUUUGGUGAUCAUUGGGCAAACAAGUAUUGUAGGCCUAGCCAAAGUCUGAAAUGGACAACCAGAGAGAGGAUCAAGAUAGAACCGAUAGGCAGAUGGAGAGAACAAAUGCCCAUCCACUUGUAAACUUGCCUCCAUUAGAGAUUCCAGUUGAUGACCACAAGCUCCAGUAUGUUUACUGCCUCUGGCACAGCCGGAAAAAGCCUGGUAAACCACCUCCAACUCAGACAUUUGAUCAGACACUGAAGUUGGUAUGCCGCUUUGGGACUGUGGAGCAGUUCUGGUCUUGUUAUUGUUAUUUGGCCAGACCUUCUCAACUUCCCAGUCAGUCAGAUUAUCAUCUAUUCAAGGAGGGCAUCAAACCCAUGUGGGAGGAUGAUGCAAACAGAGCAGGAGGGAAGUGGAUAGUGCGUCUGCGCAAGGGCCUUUCUUCCCGAUGCUGGGAAAACCUUAUCCUGGCGAUGCUCGGGGAGCAAUUUAUGGUUGGCGAUGAGAUCUGUGGUGCUGUCAUCUCCAUCCGAUAUCAGGAGGACAUCCUGUCAGUGUGGAACCGGACAGCAGGGGACCAGAUGACGACGGCACGGAUCCGUGACACAAUCCGACGUGUCCUCAACCUCCCUCCCAACACCAUUAUGGAGUACAAAACCCACACAGACUCUAUCAAGGACAAUUCAAGUUUCCGCAAUACCGACGUGUUCCUCAAAUGAAUCCCCUGGACUUGCCUGUAUGGACGCGAGUUUUCUGCAAGCAGCCCUGUUGAUCCUUCGUGUGGUUCUCGAUCCACUGUGAAAAAUAUAUUUAUUCUCAUGCCAGGACGACUUGAGGUCCCAUGAUGAGAGACACUUGUG
Molecule: messenger RNA, 904 nt
Organism: Darwinula stevensoni
Lineage: Eukaryota; Metazoa; Arthropoda; Ostracoda; Podocopida; Darwinulidae
Source: the annotation of a GenBank genome assembly